CACAAACCCACUGUAGCAACCGAUAUCUGUCGCUACAACAACCAGCCAUGGCCCCGACAAACAAGAAGGUCGGAAAGAAGGGCGCCGCUGCCCCCGCCAAGCCCGCCGCGGCCGCUGCAGGCAAGAAGAAGGCCCCCGCCGCCAAGCCGGCUCCUGUCCCAGCACCCACCGCCGACGAGGUCGAGGAGGACGAGGACGAGGAUGACGAGGAGGAGUCCGAGGAUGACGAGGAUGAGGACGAGGAGAACGGUGGCGUCAGCGAGAAGGGCAUGAAGCGGUUGUUGGAGCUCGUCGGCCCCGAGGACCUGGACGAGUUCGAGAUUGCUCGCCUGGGCAGCGACGAGGACGAGGAGGACGACGAUGAGGAGGAUGACGAUGAGGAGGGCGAGGAGGACGACGAGGAGAUUGAGGAGGAUGACGAGGAGGAGGAAGAGGAGGACAACACCAUUGUCAUUGCCGAGGCCGACGCAGACGCCGUUGCCGUCGACGAGCUUGGAUCCGACGUCUCAGUAGACGAGGACGCGGUGCCUAUGCGCAAGCUCACCACGAGCAACAAGCCCGCGAUGCGUGUCCUCACCGAGGGCAUCAAGAUCACCAACACCCCCUGGCCGGAGCACCUGAUCUCUCAGUCGUCGACCAUCCUCGACGUCGACCCCUCUGAUGACCUGCAGCGUGAAAUGGCCUUCUACAAGCUCGCUCUCGAGGCUGUCCCCGCCGCUCGCAAGCUCGCCAACAAGUUUGGCAUCCCCUUCUCCCGCCCGAACGACUACUACGCCGAGAUGGUCAAGUCUGACGAGCACAUGGAGCGCGUGCGCACCAAGCUCGUCGAGGAGGCGCAGGGCAUCAAGAAGUCGGAGGAGGCCAAGAAGCAGCGCGAGCUCAAGAAGUACGGCAAGCAGAUCCAGGUCGAGAACCUCAAGGCGCGCGAGCAGGACAAGAAGAGCUUUGCGGACCGCGUGGCAGGCAUCAAGCGCAAGCGCAAGGACGGUGCCGAGAUCGGCGACGAGGGCGACGACGACGAGUUUGGCGUCGGGCUCGAGGACGACGAUGCGCCGCGCGGCGGUGGCCGCGGCAGUGCCGGGCGCGGACGCGGAGCAGGCGGCAAGCCCAAGAUGCCCCGCUCGGCCCGCGACGCAAAGUACUCUCUGGGUGGGUCGAGCCGCCGCGCGAAGCAGAACGACCGCGAGUCGGCCAACGACUUUGCGUCCUUUGGCAGCGAGCACAAGCGCGGAGGAGGCGGCGGCCGCGGCGGCCGUGGUGGCAAGGCUGGCGGUGCUGGUGGACGCGGCGGCAAGGCUGGCGGCGCGACGCCCAGGCCUGGCAAGAGCAAGCGCCACUCCAGGAGGAAGUAGACGGGUGCGGCAGGUGACUAGAGGGCGUGUUCAUUAUGCAUUGGAU
This is a messenger RNA of Vanrija pseudolonga, 1398 nucleotides long. It is a transcript of the gene EBP2, whose product is annotated as rRNA-processing protein EBP2. The record is from RefSeq and is a predicted model, not a curated record. NCBI's taxonomy places the organism in Eukaryota, Fungi, Basidiomycota, Tremellomycetes, Trichosporonales, Trichosporonaceae. Bases 48 to 1352 code for a protein of 434 amino acids. Gene Ontology annotation, biological process: ribosomal large subunit biogenesis; rRNA processing. Gene Ontology annotation, cellular component: preribosome, large subunit precursor; nuclear periphery; nucleolus. The transcript is spliced from 4 exons.